UUGUUCGUCGAAAUGCCUAACUGAAAAAAGUUCCCAGAAAGCGUCUCUUUUAGAAAUCUUAUCCUCUCCCGCUUCGGUCUCACAUUCAAAACCAUCCACCACCGGUAAGUUUUGCCGGCGAUUCAUUUCUCCGGCGUCAAAUUUCUCCGGAGAAGUUUCAGGGCUUGAAGAUUUAAAUCUACUUGGUCGAGUAGGAGAAAUGUUAUCCACCAUUCAGCCGCCACGCAACCUCUCCCUCCUCUCUCUCCGCCGCAUCCACUCCAAACCCAUCAUCUCCUCCGCCGCAACCGCCUCGUCCGCUGCUGCCUCUUCCUCUCCACCGGAAUCCCAGAUCCUCAGCAACCGCCGUUCUCUCUUCGCCGGCGAAGUUACUGCCGCCGAGCUCGCCAAGCCCUACCUCUCCCGUCUGCAUCUCACGGAACCGCAGCUUAACUGCUUCCUCCAUGUGUCGGAGAAUGUCCUGAAGGAGGCCGAUGAGAUCGACCAACGAAUUGCCAAAGGUGAGUAUGUAGGUCCUCUCGCCGGAGUUCUUGUCGGCGUCAAGGAUAAUAUCUGCACGACGGGUAUGCCUUCUACUGCCGCCUCCCGAAUCCUCGAGAACUAUCGCCCACCAUUCGAUGCGACGGCUGUCAGGAAGAUCAAGGAGCUCGGAGGGAUUGUUGUCGGCAAAACUAACUUGGAUGAAUUCGGAAUGGGUAGUACAACUGAAGGUUCUGCGUUUCAGGUGACUGCAAACCCAUGGGACAUAACCCGAGUGCCCGGAGGAUCAUCAGGAGGCUCAGCGGCAGCUGUUGCCGCUAGGCAAUGUAUGGUGUCUCUUGGUAGUGAUACCGGUGGAAGUGUAAGGCAGCCAGCAUCAUUCUGUGGUGUUGUUGGUCUUAAGCCAACAUAUGGACGUGUCUCCAGGUUUGGUCUUAUGGCUUAUGCCUCGUCCCUGGACGCAAUCGGGUGCUUUGGUUCUACUGUUGCUGAUGCCGGGAUUCUUCUUCACGCUAUUUCUGGUCAUGAUAGAUUUGAUGCCACUAGUAGCAAACAAGAGGUGCCUGAUUUCCCAUCCCAGUUUCCUUCUUUAGACUCUUUUGAAUCCAAACCAUUGAAGGGAUUGAAAGUUGGUCUGAUCUGUGAGACUCUUCAAGAUGGUGUUGAUACCGGAGUAAAAUCUGCUACCCGGGAAGCUGCAUCUCACCUAGAAGAAUUGGGUUGUGAUUUGACAGAGGUGUCAAUGCCCUCCUUUUCUCUUGGACUGCCAGCCUACUAUGUUAUUGCCUCAUCAGAGUCGUCCUCCAACUUAGCGCGUUAUGAUGGCCUCAGAUAUGGAAGUCAAGCUACUGCUGAUGAACUAAAUAAACUGUAUGAAGAUUCCCGGGGUAAUGGAUUUGGCAAGGAGGUGAAAAUGAGAAUUUUAAUGGGAACAUAUGGCCUGUCGGCGGGUUACUAUGAUGCCUACUACAAGCGAGCCCAACAGGUGAGAACGUUAAUUCGGAAAGAUUUCAAGGCAGCCCUGGAACAGAACGACAUCCUUAUCUCUCCAGCAGCUCCUUCUGCAGCAUACAAGAUCGGUGAAAAGAAAGAUGAUCCAUUGGCAAUGUAUGCUGGAGACAUUAUGACGGUGAGUGUAAACAUGGCCGGGCUUCCUGCCCUCGUGCUACCCUGCGGAUUAGUACAAGGAGGGCCUUCGGGUCUUCCUGUUGGCCUUCAAAUGAUCGGUUCAGCCUUUGACGAGGCUAAAUUACUCAAAGUGGGUCAUGUUUUCGAGCAGACACUUAAAGGUUCGGCCUUUAUCCCUCCAUUGUUAGCCAAUGUUGCUUCUUCCACUUCCACCAGUGUCUGAAAACAGAGGAACGAGCGAUCACCAUGGACAAAAUCUCCAUGAUCUUCAGUAACUUCAGAUGUAAUAAUGUCGGUUAGAGUUAAAUAUAUGCAAUGUUUAAAAAAGAAUACGACAUUAACUCUAACCAUAAUGAUUUUUUGGGCCAUAAUGAUUUUUUGGCCCAUUUACUCAAUGGGCCGAAAUUUUGGGCCCAAACAGAUUCUAUGCCCAA
This is a messenger RNA of Tarenaya hassleriana, 2042 nucleotides long. RefSeq names its product glutamyl-tRNA(Gln) amidotransferase subunit A, chloroplastic/mitochondrial. Gene Ontology annotation, cellular component: glutamyl-tRNA(Gln) amidotransferase complex. Gene Ontology annotation, biological process: translation. The coding region runs from base 200 to 1831 and encodes 543 amino acids. The record is from RefSeq and is a predicted model, not a curated record. Gene Ontology annotation, molecular function: glutaminyl-tRNA synthase (glutamine-hydrolyzing) activity. The transcript is spliced from 10 exons. Lineage: Eukaryota; Viridiplantae; Streptophyta; Magnoliopsida; Brassicales; Cleomaceae.